AGCUGUCCUCUGACUACUACAAAUGUGCCGUGGCGUGGGUGCAUCACACUCUUGUGUGCACACACUCACAAAUAAACAAGUUAAAAGGGACAAAUAUUAUAGGAUGUUGUCAGGGUUUCUGUUCUGCCUGGUUCCCACAAUCGUUAAGUCCCAAAGAGAUCACACAGAGGUCUACAUUAGUUAUAAACUGAUUGGCCUAUUAGCUCAGGCUUCUUCUUAACUCUUAUAACUUAUAUUAGCCCAUUAUUCUAGUAUAUGUUAGCCACAUGGUUUGGUACCUUUUUCAGCAAGGCAGUCACAUCUUGCUUCUUUUGUGUCUAGGCCCGGACGCUGUCCUCUUCCCAGAAUUCUCCUGUUCUCCUUGACCCACCCUCCUCUACUUCCUAUCUGGUUGUCCUGCCUAUACUUCCUGCCAAUAAGCAUUUAUUUAAAAUAUAAUAGGCAGAAUACAGACCACGGUUCCACACCAAUAGGACUUUACCUAUAUGAGAUAUUUCAACUGCAUUGGGGGCUGGGGGGACAGUGAAGAUUUCCUCUGGUAGGUAUCCUAAUGUUGGCAGAGUGUAGAGAAAGUGCACACCCCAGCUUCCUCCUCCCGUUGUUUACAGCCUAGCAUGCUCCCUACUGAGACUUCAUACCAAGAUGAGCUGGACCUUGCGUCCUUUUCUGGCUGCGGAUCGAAAACCUGCCUCCUUAUUCAGCUGUGUCCAAAGAACUCCUGCCCCAGUUCGGUUUCCUGGGUUAGUACUAGGUGCCCUGUUAUCCCAGAGAGCCUGGGCUCCCCAACUGCAGGCUUGCUGUACGUGUGUCUGUGGUUUCUGUAUCCCGUGUCACCUCACUCAGGUUCCUUGAACCCAACUCCUGCAGGGUGCAGCAAAUAAGAAAUAAUUAUCUCCAACCGAAAUGUAACAGAUUUUCAUGUUUUUUCUGUGCAUGCUACGUUUUCCACCCUUUGAACUUGUAAUAAUAUUGUAACAAACAUUGUCUUCUGCUCUCAGUAGAAUGUCAGACCUAUGAAGACAGGAACUUUAAAGUCUUAAUUCACUGCUGUGUUUCCAGAGCCUAAAAUAAGUGCUUAACACACAGAAGAAAUCCAAUAACUUUUAUUUAUUUAUUUAUUUAUUUAUUUAUUUAUUUAUUUUUGAGACAGGGUUUCUCUAUGUAGCUCUGGCUGGCCUGGAACCCACUCUCUAGACCAGGCUGGCAUCGAACUCACAGAGAUCCACCUGCCUCUGCCUCCUGGCUGCUGGAACUAAAGACAUGUACCAUCAUGCCCAGCUAAAGAUUUUACUUUCUAAAGUAUGUGUAUGUCUGUGUUUCUCUGUGUAACAGCCCUGGCUAUCCUGGAACUCACUCUGUAAACCAGGCUGGCCUGAAACUCCACCUGCCUCUACCUCCCAGGUGUUGGGAUUAAAGGCGUGCACCACCACAGUCUGGCUCCUUGUAGCAUUUUUAUAUCUUUACUGGUUUAAAGUUUUUCCCCAAAGGUGGCGUUUGAGCUGGAAGGAGCGAGGGCGGCAGAGAGAGAAAGUAAUCAUGCAAGGGAUGAAAUAGGACAUCCAGUGAAGGGGCAAAUAACUGUCCAGUCCCUGUAGACUGGAAACCACCAGCCCAGGGAUGGGGCGGGGAGGGUUGCAGCAGUUACAAGCCUGGAAAGGCCACUCAGCAGUUCAAACCCUUACAUGUUGGUCUGUCCCCAGCACCCACAUGGUGGCUCACAACCAUGUGUAAUUCUGGUCCCAGGGGUUCUGAUGCCUCUUCUGACCCCCAUCAGCUCCUGCACACAUGUGGAACACAUACAUGUACUCAGGAAUACAUACAUACAUAUGAAAUAAAGUAACUUUUGAGACAGGAUCUGGAGUAGUCCUGGUUGUCCUGGAACUUUCUAGGUAGACUAGACUGACUUCAAACUCACAGAGAUCCACCUGCCUCUGCUUCCCUUGUGCUGGGAUUAAAGGCCACUACACCCAACUAUAGAUAGUUUUUUACAAUUAAAAUUGCAACUUUUUUGCCUGCUGUCUUCCAACCUAUAAGCAAUAGAUGGAGUUUAUAACCAUGGGAAACAAAACAUCCUGACGGUCUUCAUAUUUCCCACCUAGUUUUAGUACCCACAGAUGAUUCUUUUUUAAUUUUUUAUUCUUUUUUGUUUUAUUUAUUUAUUUUUUAAAAGAUUUAUUUAUUUAUCUAUCUAUUUAUUGUGUAUACAACAUUCGGCUUCCAUGUAUGCCCACACACUAGAAGAGAGCGCCAAAUCUCAUUACAGAUGGUUGUGAGCCACCAUGUGGUUGCUGGGAAUUGAACUCAUGACCUUUGGAAGAGCAGCCAGUGCUCUUAACCACCAAGCCAUCUCUCCAGCCCCACUUUUUGGUUUUUCGAGAUGGGGUUUUUCUGUGUAGCCCUAGCUGUCCUGGAACUCGCUCUUUAGACCAGGCUGGCCUUGAACUCCGAGAUCCGACUGCCUCUGCCUUCAGAGUGCUGGGAUUCAAGGUGUGCGCCAACACUGCCCGGUUCCAGGGAUGAUUCUUAGCUGAUACAAUUUUUGCCGAGACAACUGAAAAAAAAUAUAAACUUUCGAUUUUCACGUGUAAGUCUAAAACUUGAUACUAAGUUUACACGCGGUACAGACCUGAUUCUGUUACUUUUCCUUCCUGAGUGUUUAGCUAAGUAGCCCUGGCUGUCUGGAAGCAGCGCAGAUCCCACCGAGAGAGGCGCAGAAGGGACUCUCAACCUCCAUCAGCCCGCCCCUCUCUGCUUGAUUAAAAGAUCCUAAUCGGCUUGAGGAGAUUAAGGGCUCCAACGGGCUGUUCCCACACCCCCGCCCUGGGCUGGGCUGCCAGGGGAGACCGAAGGGGCAUCGACCCUGUGACCCCUUAGCCAGGCCCCAGCCCGGGACUACCCGAAGAAGGCAAUGACCGCGUGGCUCCUGCCAGCGAGUGGGCUUCCCGACGCCGGGUCCUGCGUCCCUGUGUGGCAGACCUCGUCCAGUCUUUCUCGGGUCCUGUGCUGGUCAGGUUCUCGGCUGCCCGGACUCCUGCUCCUGUUACUGCUCCCGCCGCCUGCUGCCCUCUCGGCCGUGUUCAAAGUGGGGGUCCUGGGCCCCUGGGCUUGCGACCCCAUCUUUGCCCGGGCCCGCCCUGAUCUGGCUGCGCGUCUGGCCGCUGACCGCCUGAACCGUGACCUUGCCCUAGACGGCGGCCCCCGGUUCGAGGUUGCACUGCUGCCGGAGCCCUGCCUGACCCCGGGCUCUCUAGGGGCUGUGUCCGCUGCGCUGUCUCGAGUCUCUGGUCUGGUGGGUCCAGUGAACCCCGCAGCCUGCCGGCCAGCCGAACUACUAGCCCAGGAGGCUGGAGUAGCGCUGGUGCCCUGGGGCUGCCCAGGCACGCGAGCGGCGGGUACUACAGCCCCGGCGGUGACCCCCGCUGCAGAUGCUCUCUAUGUCCUCCUUCGAGCAUUCCGCUGGGCGCGCGUGGCCCUCAUCACUGCGCCCCAGGACCUGUGGGUGGAGGCGGGACGUGCUCUGUCCACAGCACUCAGGGCCCGGGGCUUGCCAGUUGCCCUAGUAACCUCCAUGGAGCCCUCAGACCUGUCUGGAGCUAGGGAGGCUCUCAGGAGGAUCCGGGACGGGCCUAGAGUGAGAGUAGUGAUCAUGGUGAUGCACUCGGUGCUGCUGGGCGGCGAGGAGCAGCGCUACCUACUGGAAGCUGCAGAAGAGCUGGGCCUAGCUGAUGGCUCUUUGGUCUUCCUGCCCUUCGACACUCUUCACUAUGCGUUGUCUCCAGGCCCGGAGACUCUGGCUCCACUUGUCAACAGCUCCCAGCUUCGCAGGGCACACGAUGCUGUGCUCACACUCACGCGCCACUGUCCUCCGGGAGGCAGCGUGCAGGACAGCCUGCGCAGGGCCCAAGAGCACCAGGAGCUGCCCGCUGACCUCAACCUGCAGCAGGUCUCCCCACUGUUCGGAACCAUCUACGACGCUGUCUUCCUAUUGGCUGGGGGAGUGACGAGAGCCAGAGCAGCUGUGGGUGGUGGCUGGGUGUCAGGCGCAUCUGUGGCCCGCCAAGUUCAGGAAGCCCAAGUCUCUGGCUUUUGCGGGGACCUGGGAAGAACCGAGGAGCCCUCCUUUGUGCUGCUGGACACAGAUGCAUCAGGAGACCGGCUCUUCACCACACACCUGCUGGAUCCCAUCCGAGGCUCCCUGCUCCCUGCUGGGCCCCCGGUGCACUUCCCGAGAGGUGGACCUGCACCCGGGCCAGAUCCUUCCUGCUGGUUCAAUCCAGAUGUGAUCUGCAAUGGAGGAGUGGAGCCAGGCCUGGUCUUUGUUGGCUUCCUCCUGGUGAUAGGGAUGGGACUGACUGGAGCCCUCCUGGCUCAUUACUUGAGACACCGACUUCUACAUAUACAAAUGGUCUCGGGCCCCAACAAGAUCAUCCUGACUCUGGAAGAUGUUACCUUGCUCCACCCACAGGGGGGCAGCUCUCGGAAGAUGGCCCAGGGCAGUAGAUCCAGUCUGGCUACCCGGAGCACAUCAGACAUCCGCAGUGUCCCCAGCCAGACCCCAGAGAACACCAACAUUGGCCUCUAUGAGGGAGACUGGGUUUGGCUGAAGAAAUUUCCAGGGGAUCGCCAUAUGGCUAUCCGCCCAGCCACCAAGACAGCCUUCUCCAAGCUGCGGGAGCUCCGGCAUGAGAAUGUGGCCCUCUACCUGGGGCUCUUCCUGGCAGGGACAGCAGACAGCCCUGCCACCCCUGGGGAGGGCAUCUUGGCUGUGGUCUCAGAGCACUGUACGCGGGGCUCCCUCCAUGACCUCCUGGCCCAGAGAGACAUAAAGCUGGACUGGAUGUUCAAGUCUUCCCUCCUGCUGGACCUCAUCAAGGGAAUGAGAUACCUGCACCAUCGCGGUGUGGCCCACGGGAGGCUUAAGUCUAGGAACUGCGUGGUGGACGGGAGGUUCGUGCUCAAGGUGACAGAUCAUGGCCACGGGCGACUGCUGGAAGCGCAAAGGGUGUUGCCUGAGCCUCCCAGUGCGGAGGAUCAACUUUGGACAGCCCCAGAGCUGCUUCGGGACCCUGCCCUGGAGCGACGGGGAACACUAGCUGGCGAUGUCUUUAGCCUGGGCAUCAUCAUGCAGGAGGUCGUGUGCCGCAGCACCCCCUAUGCCAUGCUGGAGCUAACACCCGAGGAGGUGAUACAGAGGGUGCAGAACCCUCCUCCACUGUGUCGGCCCUUGGUGUCAAUGGACCAGGCACCCAUGGAGUGCAUUCGGCUGAUGGCACAGUGCUGGGCAGAGCAGCCAGAGCUUCGGCCCUCCAUGGACCACACCUUUGACCUGUUCAAGAGCAUCAACAAGGGCCGGAAGAUGAACAUCAUUGACUCUAUGCUCCGGAUGCUGGAGCAAUACUCCAGUAACCUGGAGGACCUGAUUCGAGAGCGCACAGAGGAGUUAGAACAGGAGAAGCAGAAGACAGACAGGCUGCUCACACAGAUGCUGCCUCCAUCUGUGGCUGAGGCCCUGAAGAUGGGGACACCUGUGGAGCCUGAGUACUUUGAGGAGGUGACACUAUACUUCAGUGACAUUGUGGGCUUCACCACCAUUUCGGCCAUGAGUGAGCCCAUCGAGGUGGUGGACCUACUUAAUGACCUCUAUACCCUCUUCGAUGCCAUCAUUGGUGCCCACGAUGUCUACAAGGUGGAAACAAUUGGAGAUGCCUAUAUGGUGGCCUCAGGGCUGCCACAAAGGAAUGGGCAGCGGCAUGCUGCAGAGAUUGCCAACAUGUCACUAGACAUCCUCAGCGCUGUAGGUUCUUUCCGCAUGCGCCAUAUGCCUGAGGUACCAGUGCGCAUUCGCAUUGGUCUGCACUCAGGCCCGUGCGUGGCUGGUGUGGUGGGCCUCACCAUGCCUCGGUACUGCCUGUUUGGGGACACAGUCAACACAGCCUCACGAAUGGAGUCCACCGGACUGCCUUACCGCAUCCACGUGAACAUGAGCACUGUUCGGAUUCUUUGUGCCCUGGACCAGGGCUUCCAGAUGGAGUGUCGAGGCCGCACAGAGCUGAAGGGCAAGGGUGCUGAGGACACGUACUGGCUUGUGGGCAGACUGGGUUUCAACAAGCCCAUCCCCAAACCACCGGAUCUGCAACCAGGGGCCAGCAACCAUGGCAUCAGCCUGCAGGAGAUUCCCCCAGAGAGGCGCAGGAAGCUAGAGAAAGCCAGACCAGGCCAAUUCACUGGGAAGUGAAGUUCCCCGGAGACAGCUGCUUCCCUCAGGAUUAUUCUGCACAACCCUUCCUGAAGUUGCUGCUGUACAUCGAACUGACGCCUGACAUCGGCUUAAAUGUUGGCUUCUGUCCAGUUCCGCCUGCAAGGGUUUUGAGCCCGGAGUCUGCUGCAAACCAACUAGUGACCUUGGGAAGAUCUGAAGUGCUCUCCAGACCCCCCUCAGGGAUAGAAUGAGGGGGGCUAAACGGUUUCUACCACCAUGUGGCCCUUACAGUGAGGCUUUAGAGUGGCUGGCCUUGGGAUUCAGGACACUGUGGCAUACGACCCCCAGCUCCAAGGACCCUGGGCUCAUUGAGGGUUGCUCCACUCUCUAGGUCCUGGGAGACCCCAGAAGUAAGGAUCUGGUGUCAGAAACACCGGGGGACCUGGAGGCCUCGUGUUCUACCAGGGCAGGGGUCACCAUGUGGCCUGGAAAGACCGGGGCUCCUUUAGCCUUCAUCCUAUCCCCUCUCCAUCACCCACUGGUCAGAGACAGGGUCCUUUUCCAAUAGGCAGAAGCAAAUCACUUGCCCAAGUGCAGAGAAAACUUGUUUUGAUGCUGUGGGGGAGGAAAACCAGCUGCACCCAAACGUUGCUAACCAGAAUGGCAGAUGAAUAGUUAUCUGUUCAGGUGUUGGUUAAUUGAUAGUUGAAAACAAUCAUUUCUCCUGAGAUCUUUGCCACAAACAUUCACACCGAGUCCUGGCAAAACCCCAGCUGAAGUUUCCUUUGUAGAACCCUGGGGUGCCAGCGCCUGGGCUUUGGCAUGUUAGACUCUUGCUGUCUCUGUCAUUGGCACAGAUUCUGAAAGAUUUGGCAGUAGACACCCAGUAGGUAGUGAGUACCCAGGACCUGGUGGUGUGCAAACUCUGUGUGCAUGCAUGCGUGAGUGCGUGCAUGUGUGUGUUUGUGGAGUGUGCACGUGCAUGCUGGGGGAUGAGGGGCAGGUGUGGUAGCACAUACACCGACAGGCAGAGGCAGGUGGAUCUCUCAGAAUUUGAAGGCAGCUCAGUAUACAUAGUGAGCUCCAGGCUAGCCAGGGCUGCCUGUAAGAACCUGUCUCAAUAACACAACUGUGUAUAGUUAUAUAUGGAAUAGAUAAGCUAGGGCUACAGAGAUAGCUCAGUAGUUAAGAGCACUUGUUGAUCUUCCAGAGGAUCCAGGUUGGAUUCCCAAGACCCACAGAGAGGCUAAUAAAGGUCUGUAACUCCAGUUCUAGGGGAUCUGACACCCUCUUCUGGCCUCUGCAGGGACUGGUAAUGUACGUGGUGCACAGACACACAUGCAGGCAAAACACCUACACACAUAAAAUAACUUUUAAAAUAAAUCUAAAACAUUUUUAACUUUCUUUAAAAAAAAUUUUUUUUAAAACCCACAUAGUUACCCCUGAGUAAUCUAUAAGGUACCAAUUCAAGGACUCUGGUGGACACCAAAGUCCUUGACUCUCAAGUCCCUUGUCUAAGACAUAACUUUUUAUAUAGUACCUGUGUACUUUAAGUAAUUUCUAGAUGAUCUGUACUACACAUGGUAGAGAAUAAUGACAGGAAAAAAUAGUACAUGUUCAUUGCAGAUACCUUCCUAGGCCUCCCUGCACAGCACACAUCCAUGGUGAUGGUGCCGACACAAAAACCACAGUCUCGUCAUAAGGGAGUAAGAGAGAGCUAUUGUGGGCCCUUCUGAGUGACCAUGGCCUAGGAACACAGAUUUCAGUUACCCCAAAUUCCAUGCUCCAACAUAGAAGCAGUUCCUUAGGGUUUUUACAGAAAGGAGAGAGUCAUAAAUCAAGGCGACUCUAAAACACAUUGGCGGCUUCAGUGAGGUGGGAAGAGCUGGUCUAUGUGCCCAAGAUGCUACUUCACGGCAUUCUUGGCUCUUGGAUUGGUGGAAGCUAGCGCUCUGCUAAAUUUACAGUUUCUAGAAAGUUUCUAUUUAUUACCACAAGGUUAGUUCGGAUACAGAGCGGGGCAAGGAAUGGCUGUUCCAGAGACUGGAAGUAGCUCAAGGUAAAGUAAUUCCCCUCUGCACCUACAAAAUUCCAUUCUCUCCACGUAGUGAAUUCCAAUCCAUCUGUCAGUCUCUGUGGACACACACUCCUUCUCGGAGUUUCCUGGUCACAGGAAGAUAAGUUCAGGGAUUUUGGUUCAGAGUUGAAUCCGUGGACGUGGCAUGGGAAAAUACAAAGGGCCGACUCUACCAGACUCCCCCACUCCCCCCCCCCCCCCCCCCCCCCCCCCCCCCCCCCCCCCCCCCCCCCCCGUCUCCUGAAUGGGAAAAGCACCACAUGGGGCUUGCAUUGCCCCCUUGGCUGCAGCCACUUUAAUCCAGGGCAUCGCCCUCCAGUCCUCAUGGUCCUCACACUCACCACUAACUGCAAACACCAAGCUUUAUUUUGAGAGCACCGCUGCCUGGCAUCUGUAGACAUUAAGCCUAGGAUGUUAAGAUCACAGCUACUUCUAGAGCCUGCUUUUUCCUCCUCUUCCUCCUUUUAGUACUGAUGAAUGGCUUCCUCCCCCUUCCCAAUGGCAUUUUUAUUUUUUUUAGGUAAAUGCAGCACUUUCAGUUCUGGUUAGCUAAGUGGUGCUGCUGUAGGCUGUUAAUACAAUUUUAAAAUUUUAACUAUGUUUAUAAAUGAUGAGUUAACGUUGAAAGCAAAGCAAAAAAGAUACAAUGUGCACACUUGCACAAUCAUUUAAAAAUAUAUUUACAUUAUUAAACAUCUUUUAUAAACGUUUUCUCUGUACUUGGGUCCCAGAGUUGAAGGGCAGAUUCCAAAUUGCUGGCCUUGGACCUGACUGGGGAUGAGUUCUCAAAGAUCCCGUCCUUCCUUCCCUCCUGUUCUCUCCCACUCUUCCUCCCCUUCCUGUCUGGGAUCUGGAGUCGCUACUAGUGUGUAAUUCAGGAAUUCCCGAGGAAGAGUCACCCUGGGUUAGGUGCUGGGAGACUAGCCUGGGCAGGCUGGGGCAGGGCAGCCCAGGAAAAGGGAAGGAUGAACUGAGGGCCAUACUUAACCUGAGGAUAAAGGAGGAGUGGGCAAGGUUCACAGGUCCCUUGGCUCCUUUGACUUAGCAUCCUUUCCAGACUGGCUGGUAGUGGUCUCAGAUGACUAGAUGAGGUAGGGUGAGGGUGUGGGCCCUUGCUCCAGAGUUCAGAGGCAGUGGGAGAAGGGAAGAAAGGCUGAAAGGCUCCUCCCAAACCUCUCUGUCCUUCACUUUUCUCCAUUUCCCCGUCCCCGUCUUUGUCCCUGUUCUUCUCUUCUCUAUCCUAGAGCCCUCUUGCCCCGUUUCUCCCUGCCUUUCUCUGCAACGUCCCUCACUUCUGAGGACCACCCCCCCCCCCAGGUCUAGGUUAUGAACUGCCAACCUUAGAGUCCUGACUCAAACACUCCCUGCCUCUCAUUCUGUUGUCCCAGGACCCAGGCAGCUCCCAGCCACUAAAGCACCUGACACUGUCGCUGGGCACCCCACACAUUCAGAUGUCCUUACACUACCUCGGCCAGUCGGCCUGCCCGGAAGCCCACACUUGGGGCUGUUCUUGCCUCCGGGAUGGCUCUGUAGAUGGAACCUGCCAUAGCCAAAGCAGGAACUUCCCCCAGCUGCUGCUCGGAUGCCGAGACAUGCCCAGGGCUCCCGGGCGCCUUUCCUGUGUACUGAUGUUUCAGUCUGGGUCCUGCUUUCUUGCUUAUCUGCGGUGAGCUGCACCUUGGCAAGGGCUUGUAACACAACA
Molecule: messenger RNA, 9978 nt
Organism: Alexandromys fortis (reed vole)
Lineage: Eukaryota; Metazoa; Chordata; Mammalia; Rodentia; Cricetidae
Gene: Gucy2d
Product: guanylate cyclase 2D, retinal
Exons: 20
Coding region: 2909-6235 (1108 amino acids)
Biological process (GO): receptor guanylyl cyclase signaling pathway; cGMP biosynthetic process; protein phosphorylation
Cellular component (GO): plasma membrane
Molecular function (GO): adenylate cyclase activity; peptide receptor activity; guanylate cyclase activity
Source: RefSeq, a predicted model, not a curated record